Messenger RNA from Vespula pensylvanica (western yellowjacket), 2593 nucleotides. RefSeq names its product protein MEMO1. NCBI's taxonomy places the organism in Eukaryota, Metazoa, Arthropoda, Insecta, Hymenoptera, Vespidae. The transcript has 8 exons. The coding region runs from base 14 to 1123 and encodes 369 amino acids. The record is from RefSeq and is a predicted model, not a curated record.
CAGAUUUUACUGGAUGUAUUGUUUCUCUUUAAUCUACUUCAAUGUCGUCUUUAUACACUCUAUGAACAAAACUGACCUGUACGUUUGUGAUAGUUUUAUAAACAUUUUGCACGCGAGUAGUAAUAAAUUAUUAAAUUAUAUUUACAUUAUAUUUAUGAAAGAAUUUUUAAGAGUUAUUGAAAACGGAAUCGAUACCGCACGACGUGAGAGGUUGUUCAAGCCAAAUAUAGAUAUGGCAUUAAUUAGAAGAGCAACUCAUGCUGGUAGUUGGUACUCAGAUUCUGGUUCAGAAUUGAAUAAGCAACUAGAAGGUUGGCUGGGUGCAGCAGACCUAUCUCAUGGACCUGCUAGGGCAAUCAUUGCCCCACAUGCAGGUUAUAGCUAUUGUGGAGGAUGUGCUGGUUUUGCAUAUCGUCAAAUUAGUCCAGUAGUUGUCCGCAAGAUAUUUAUUCUAGGACCAUCUCAUUAUGUGAGAUUGCCAGGAUGUGCCCUCUCUUCUGCUUCCAUUUAUCGAACACCAUUAUAUGACUUACAUAUUGAUCAACAAGUACGGAGAGAACUCGAAGAGACAGGACAGUUUGAAUGGAUGGAUUUGAAUACAGAUGAAGAGGAACAUAGUAUUGAAAUGCAGUUACCAUUUCUAGCUAAAAUUAUGGAAGGAUUUAAAGAUUCGUUUACUAUAAUUCCCAUUUUAGUGGGAUCUUUAACUCCAGAAAGAGAAGCUCUUUAUGGAAGAUUACUAGCACCUUACUUGGCUGAUCCUCAAACAUUGUUUGUUGUUUCCUCAGAUUUUUGUCAUUGGGGACAAAGAUUUCGAUAUACAUACUAUGAUAGGUCAUGUGGUCCAAUUCACAGAUCUAUCCAAAAUCUUGAUAAGAUGGGUAUGGAUAUAAUAGAAACAUUAAAUCCUACAAUGUUUACGGAUUAUCUUAAAAAAUAUGGUAAUACCAUAUGCGGCCGUCAUCCAAUUGGUGUUCUGUUACAGGCAAUACACAGUUUAAAAGGAAAUACUAAUGGUCAAAAAAUGAAUUUAAAAUUUUUAAAAUACGCUCAAAGUAGUCAGUGCAAUAAUAUGAAUGAUAGCUCAGUUAGUUAUGCAAGUGCUUCCUUAGUUCUUGAGUGAUGUUAUACAUUAUUUCUUUAUGAUCAAUAACAUCUGAGAGUAAAGACAUUUGAUGAAUGUGGUAACUAAAUUUAAUAAGGAUAUCAGUCAUAUUGUAAAAAGUCCGACUAUAUGAACCAUAGGAUAAGAUAAAAAAAUGAAAAAAAAAUAUAUAUAUAUAUAUUAUGGCUGGUACUAUUAAUCACAAAUAUGAAAGAGUUACCCUGUGUGCAAAAGAAAUUAUUUGAUUGUUACAACGCAAAUGAAUGUAUACUACUAACAAUGUCAAAAUGUUUUGUAUAAGUGCAUUUUCUUUUAAUACUUACAAAUCGUAUUCAGUACUUCCAUAAUUAUUGCAAUAAAGGAAGGAGCUUAAGUAUUUCUUUGCUUUGGUUGGAAAUACAGCCAUGUGUAGUUAAUUAUAUAAUUAUAUAAUACAUAAUUUAUACAUGUAUGGAGAGUAAGUAUAACUACUGACAAUGAAGAGAAAAAUCUUUCACUUUUUGCCUUUAAUAUUUUACUAUUUCAAGUCAGAUGUUCAAAUUUUACACACGGGUCAUAUUUUUUUAAAGAGCUUCUAUAAAGUAAUUAGAUAAUAAUUUCUUUUUUCGAUUAAGAUAAAAUUCCUACGAUGAUAGAAAAAAAAAGAAGGAAAAAAGAAAAAAAAAAGAAAUUGAAAUAAAAAUCUAUAUUACACAGAUAUUGAAUAUAAAUUUUGAUAAAAGAUUAAGUAAAAAUCUAAGAGUAAAGAUCUAGUCAUUUGCAGUCACUACUUCCAGCGUUUAAAAGUAACUGAAUAAAAAUGUUCGGAGAGAGAGACUAGUCAACAUUUUAUUUAUUAAUUGAUCAUCAAAAACAAAAUAUAUCUCUUCUAUGUCAUUAGUAAAGCUGCAUAUUCUGUGUUACUUCAUAUAUUAUUAUAUGAAAAGAACUGGUAUUAACGAACUCCCACAAAACUUAAUACAUGUUAUAUAGUUUUUCAAAACAAAGCAAUGGAAUGAUCUCAUAUCCUUCCUAUCCCAUAUUUUAUUAUUUAAGCAAAUAUGAUGACACAAACAGAGUAAUUCUUACUUUACUACUCGUUAUAUAAUAUAUUAUAAGAAGGAAAAAACGAGGUCGACGAAAAAGCAGUGUUUUGUAACAUAUAGUCUUUAAAUAUUCGUUUAUAUAGGUUUAUUUUUUAUACUCUUACAAAUUUCUUUGUAUAAUUAUAAAAAUGAAAAAUCUUCUUUAAUAUUAUUGUUUAAUAUGUGAACUCACAAAACUCUGCUUAAUAAUAAAAUAGAACAUGAUAAAUAACAACAAAAUAACUUGUUAUCUGUAAGACUUCCAUAGGAUUAUGUCUAUGGAAUUGUAAAAGUGAUCCUGUACAUGUUGCUUUUUCUAUCUUUAUAUACUAAGAAUAAUAAUGUUUAUAUUUGUAUGAAGAAUCUGGAUUAAUCCACACAUGUUGUUUCAUAGCUGUCUAAUAAAAUUAAGUCAAGAAAAAUA